Branchiostoma floridae (Florida lancelet) is the source of this 771-nucleotide messenger RNA. Its product is annotated as glutamate receptor ionotropic, NMDA 1-like. The coding region runs from base 301 to 771 and encodes 156 amino acids. The transcript has 5 exons. Gene Ontology annotation, molecular function: transmitter-gated monoatomic ion channel activity involved in regulation of postsynaptic membrane potential; AMPA glutamate receptor activity. NCBI's taxonomy places the organism in Eukaryota, Metazoa, Chordata, Leptocardii, Amphioxiformes, Branchiostomatidae. The record is from RefSeq and is a predicted model, not a curated record. Gene Ontology annotation, biological process: synaptic transmission, glutamatergic; modulation of chemical synaptic transmission. Gene Ontology annotation, cellular component: plasma membrane; dendritic spine; postsynaptic membrane.
UCAAGUCAAAUCAAUGUCUGUUUAUCAUGUACUCAUCUCACAGUGGACUAAAUACAAACAUUGUGGUGAUUUUCACGUCAUGAUUAGUUUCCCUUCCCUACAGGCCGCAUCGUGACGUUUUUCUGGGGCAUCGGCGUGUUGGUGGCGACCUCAACCUACACCGCGAACCUGGCGGCCUUUCUCACUGUCAGCAACGUGGACAGCUCCAUAAACUCACCUGAGGACCUCCUCACACAGAAAGAGGUAUCGUUCGGAGCCGUUGAGCCCUACGCAUCCUGGACGCAGUUCCAGACCACCCGCAUGGAGCCGUACCAUUCGCUCGGGGAGGCCAUGGAGGCCAACAAAGAUGCGGUGGUUCAGAGCAUGGCCGAAGGGCUGGAGAAAGCUCGAACCGAGAACUACGCCCUCUUCGCCGACAGUGCCGAACUGGACUAUGCCGUGAGUCGGCAGCCGUGUGACCUGAAGACGGUGGGCCGGCUGUUUUGGCAGACCGGGUUCGGCCUCUUCCUGCCCAAGGACUCCCCGUACGUGGUGGAGUUCAACAGGGCCAUCCUGCGGGCUGAGGAGCAGGGCGUCACCGGGGAGCUGGACCACAAGUGGAUCAAAAGCCAGGAAUGCGGUGGAAGUGACCAAUCCGUGCUGGGGUCGAAGGUGAUUGACCUGGAGGACAUGUUGCGCGUGUUUGUGCUGGUGUACGGCGGCAUGGGGAUCGCCUUCCUCACGCUCGUAGGAGAGUUCAUCUACGUUACCCCACGGAAAAAGGUGAACUAG